GUUGGAGCGUAUUCAUUGAGCAUUGCGGGCGCGGAGGAGGAAGGGAGGAAGAAAUUCGCCCCUCGCUAGGAAGUUCUGUGAUGGAGGCAGCUCAUCAGGAUGAACAUUCUCCCUUACAUUGUGAAGACUCCUGUAAGAAAUAUGAUCAUAACAAGAAGGUGUCAGGAGCAAGUACUGAUAUUGAAAGACUUUAUCAAGCAGUGCCACAACUUGCAAAUAUAUUCAAAGUUAAGGGGAAAAUCGGUGAAGGUACAUUUAGUUCUGUUUACUUGGCCAUAGCCCAACUACGAGGAGGGCACGAAGAAAAAGUAGCUCUGAAACACUUGAUUCCUACUAGUCAUCCUGUCCGAAUUGCAGCUGAACUUCAGUGUCUUAUAACAGCAGGGGGACAGGAUAAUGUCAUGGGAGUUAAGUGCUGUUUUAGAAAAAAUGAUCAUGUGGUUAUUGUUAUGCCAUAUCUGGAGCAUGAUUCGUUUUUGGACAUCUUGAAUAAACUCUCCUUUGAAGAAGUAAGAGAUUAUAUGUUUAAUCUCUUAAAAGCUUUGAAGCGUAUUCAUCAUUUUGGCAUUGUUCAUCGUGAUGUCAAGCCCAGUAACUUCUUGUACAACAGGCAACGAAAAGAGUAUGCACUGGUCGACUUUGGUUUGGCACAAGGAACACCUGACACAAAAAUUGAACUUCUCAAAGUUAUCCAAUCGGAGGCCCAGCAGGGAAGUUGCACAUACAGUAAGCCUCAGAUAACCUUGGAAAGCCAGGUUUCUGUGACUUCCAUAGCACCAUCCAGACAGCUAGUUCAUCAGUCAGCUGCAAAAAUGGCUAAUAAAAGGCCUUGCUCUGUUUCACAAACACAGAUUAAACAAGGACACAAAAGAAAGGAGGGACUUGAACGCCUUUCUGUUCAGCGCUCUGUAUUUGGAGAGAGAAAUUUCAAUGUCCGAAGUUCUGCAUUUCAUGACCGUUCCACAGUUAAACUCAUAAAGCAGUCCAGGGUGGCAGAUAUUGCAUCUAGAAAAUUAACAGUGAAGAAGAAGACAACUUCAGCUGUGAAUAAUGGCUUAGCCAGGAAGGCUGCCAGCAGUUGUCCAGCUAAUUUGACUUGUGACUGUUAUGCAAAAGAUAGAGUCUGCAGUGUUUGUCUUUCAAGGCGCCAGCAGGUUGCCCCAAGGGCUGGAACUCCUGGAUUCAGAGCACCAGAGGUACUAACUAAGUGUCCUAAUCAAACUACAGCAAUUGACAUAUGGUCUACAGGAAUAAUAUUUCUUUCUUUGUUGAGUGGCCGGUAUCCAUUUUACAAAGCAAGUGAUGAUUUAACAGCCUUGGCACAGAUUAUGACCAUUCGUGGAUCCAAGGAAACGAUUCAAGCUGCUAAAACAUUUGGUAAAUCAAUACUUUGUAGCAAAGAAAUCCCAGCACAGGAUUUAAGGAAGCUCUGUGAACGGCUCCAAGGAAAAGGUACUUUCACCGACGUUUCAACAUGUGAUGUACAGAUUGGUCCUUCUCUGGAACCUACUUUGCCACUUGACAUUUCAGAGUCUGCAGUUCAGCCACACAAAAAACAGAUACAAUAUGAGAAGCAAACUUGUCAUGAAGGUGAUGGCAUAGAUAUUAAGGCUAUGGAAAAGACACCUGAUCUGAAAGGAUGGGACAAAGUUCCUGAUGAGGCCUAUAACCUUCUUGAUAAACUACUAGACUUGAAUCCUGCUACAAGAAUAACUGCAAAGGAUGCUUUGCUGCAUCCUUUUUUCAAAAAUACGAAGCAAUGAAAAGACACGACUCUGUAUUGUGUAUUUAUAAGUAAUACAAACUGGAAUUCAUUAGACAUAUCUUUAAAUGAUAUUAAUCCUCUCAAAGAUCUUGCUUCCACCUAUUUGGGCUUCAGGGUAGCCUCUGUACUGCUGUAACUGAAGUAAAUACAUUUCUGUUUAUGGGACAGAUUUUUUUCAUGAUAUAUUGAGCCAUGUCCAAGUGCUUUUGAUUCUGUUGUACCAUUGGGGGUACAUCUGUAGCUGUAAUGAACCCCUGCAGGCCAUUUGUACCCUAGAAUGGUGCUGGUGCAGUCUGUAUACAUAGCCAGGAGCAAUAUCUGCUUGGGGUUCUUUUGUACCAUGCUGCCUUUGAUUUCUAGGAGCACAUCUGCUUUCAGCACAGUUUCUAAUAGUACAACCCUCUCUUAGAUAGCUGAACAGUGAGUUAGGUGACAGAUAACCAAUGUAAGACUAUGACAGAGGAAAAAAUAACUUUUCAUGUACAUAUUUACUUGGAUUUCUCACCUCACAGAUGUAAAAGCUGGUAACAAUGAUAAUUUAUGUUCCUCUCUAAAAGGCAUAUAAUUUGCAUUGAAAGAUAUAUAAUUUGGAUUGCAUACUGGUCAUUUUGGUGUGCCACUGGUCAUUUUGAAUAUUGCACACCCAGUCACAGCCUGUUGUCCUUUUCUAAACAAAGGACCUAUACAAGAGUUGUUUAACAUUCACACAAUAUACAUUCCUUGGAUUUACACAACAUGACAACCUGACCCCACAUAUGCAAAUCUUGGCCAGCAAACCCCUAGCCCACAAUAAUUUAAAUGACCCUAGGUGGGCUAGAGUUGUUUUGAACCUGUGAACCAGGUCAUUGCUCCUCUUUGCUAGAAGAAAUUGAAAAUUAUGCAGUUUAGGGAGCAUAUAAUAGUGUUUUUUAAAGGUUUAUGUAAUUAAACACAUGUUGGGUGUCAUGUGAAGUAUCUGCAAACAUAACUGCUGUAGUAACUUGUUAAUAUUCAGAUUCAAAAACUCUGCUUUCCUUUCCCAACUUUCCUUCUUUCCUACCAAUUUAGUUAUCAAGACUUACGUAAUUUUCAUGCCAUUAAUGGCUACUGAAAUUAAUAAGGAGGGCAUCUCAUAAUAGAGAUUUGCUUGUUGUGAAUCAUUGAAAUAGCAAACAGUGAUGUCCAUGUAUUGAAAUGUUUUAUCUUAGGAAAUAUGACCCUUUCUCUCCAUAAACUUAAAAGGUUUAGACCAUUCCUUUGUGUUAUAUAGUUCAUAUUUUUUCUUAGAAAAGCAAUAGAAAUGUAUUGCCAAUGCCUAUCCCUCUGGUUUUUUGCAUAGCACAUAAAAUUGUUAGAAUGUGUUAUAAACUGUGAUGGCUUUGCCAGAGUAACCAAUGUAUCUUUUAUCAAAGUAAGAAUUAUCUGUAUUUCAGAAAAAUAUUAAUGAGCAACAGGAUUUCUUGAGACUCUCCCCCUAUUUUCUUUGUUAUUAAAAAAACCCACGCUUUUCAGGUAGCUUCACUACACCAUAACUUGCCAUUAUAUUGAAUUUAGAAAGGAAAAUAAGAUAAUUAAGGGCAUAAUUGUGCCCUAAGACUACUUCCAUUUUGGUAAAUUGACCUCAGUUCUGAGCCAAACACUAAUCCUAAACAAAAGGAUUAAAAUGCAUAUUCGUGCAGUAGUCAUCCUGGCUCAAAAAUGCAUUUUUAUACUAAUAUCUGUGGAGGGAAGGUCAUGUUUGACCUAGGCUACAGCAUGUUGGAAUGCAUCCCUGAGGCCUAUAUGAAAUGCAGUCAUGUUAGUAGAGGGUUAUGUUCAAGGGAACACAACAAAACUAGGGGUAGUGUUAGUCUUGCGGCAUAAAGGGUAUGCAUGUGCCUCUAUUUCCUACAGAGCAGAACUGCUUUUGCAAGAUGUUUACUUGUCCAAAACUAGAAUAUCAGAAGUAUUUUUAUUUUUAUAGAGAAAUUUUGAUAAAACUUGUGAAUCUUAUUUACAUUGAGAGAAGGGGUAAAUAAAGUUCAUUUUCAAGUAAUUCAUCAAUUAAAGAACUUCUCAGUAUUGUUCCCAAUCUGCAUUUCAUUUUCAUCAUUAAAAUUUGUGUAAGUGAAGCUAAGAAUUACAAUACAAGCACAUAAUUACAUCAUUGGUCCUGUUCUUCUGAAUAAGAUGAGUAAACAUGGAAAUCAUCAAAAUUGCUCUAUUGGUACCUCUAGUAUUUGUCAUUUUGUGCAAAAUAUCAAGAUGCAGGUUCUUAAGGUAACUCAUGUCUUACACCACCUCAGUAAUUCUCUCACAGAAGAAAUGAUGCUACUCAUCUUAACACUUUCUAAAUACA
Varanus komodoensis (Komodo dragon) is the source of this 4082-nucleotide messenger RNA. RefSeq names its product cell division cycle 7 (gene CDC7). Lineage: Eukaryota; Metazoa; Chordata; Lepidosauria; Squamata; Varanidae. Bases 81 to 1763 code for a protein of 560 amino acids. The record is from RefSeq and is a predicted model, not a curated record. Gene Ontology annotation, molecular function: protein serine/threonine kinase activity; ATP binding. Gene Ontology annotation, biological process: protein phosphorylation; mitotic DNA damage checkpoint signaling. The transcript is spliced from 12 exons. Gene Ontology annotation, cellular component: nucleus.